CUCAUUACGCCUCUGUCUCAUUUUGUGAAGAAAUUCAAUACACCCAAAAACCCAAAUUUGGGGAAGAUGAGUUUUCUUAUUCAAUAAAACAAUUUCAAGAACUGUGAUUUUAAAUAGCUUGAUUGAUGGGUGGUAUUAUAUCCAAUAAACUUGAAUAAUAUAAGCUAUGAGAGGAGGCGUCUUUUCGGCGCCUGGUGAUUACAUCUACUUCAAGUCUCAAGUUCCUCUUCACAAGAUCCCUAUUGGGUCAAAGCAGUGGCGAUAUUAUGAUUUUGGCCCGAAAGUAGUUCCACCACUGAUUUGCCUUCCUGGCAUAGCUGGAACGGCUGAUGUCUAUUACAAACAGAUCAUGUCUUUAUCUAUGAAGGGCUACCGUGUAAUAUCUGUUGAUAUUCCAUGCACAUGGAACAACCACGAGUGGAUUCAAGCAUUUGAGAAGUUUUUAGAUGCUAUUGAUGUUCAUCAUAUUCAUCUCUAUGGAACAGCCCUUGGAGGCUUCUUAGCACAGCUUUUUGCUCAGCAUCGUCCCCGGCGUGUUAGGUCCUUGGUACUUUCAAAUACAUUUGUGGAGACCACUAGUUUCUCAGCUACAAUGCCAUGGGCUCCUAUUGUUGGUUGGGCUCCUUCUUUUAUACUGAAACGGCAUGUGCUAAGUGGAAUUCGUGAUAGUCCUCAGGAACCCUUUAUUGCAGACUCUGUAGAUUUUGUUGUUUCUCAGGUUGAGACACUCUCGAGAGAAGACUUGGCCUCCAGAUUGACAUUGACAGCUGAUGCUGCAUCAGUUGGACCCCUUCUUCUUCCAGAUUCUUCCAUCACCUUAAUCGAUACAAAUGACUAUUGUGCAACCCCUCAAUCGCUCAAAGAUCAAGUCUGUGAAAGGUACCCUGGCGCGAGACGGGCAUACUUGAAAAGUGGUGGUGAUUUUCCAUUUCUUUCACGGCCUGAUGAAGUGAAUCUUCAUCUUCAGCUACACUUGAGACGUGUUGGUGUUGAACCUCGACCUGACUUGAUCCCUAGCGUUCCAAAGGAUGGCAGCGGUGGGAGUUCCGCUGAGCCAAACAACGGAAGAGAAGAUGCUGAUGAUUCAUCAGAAAAUGAUAAAAGGGACGCGGAAACUCCUUCUACUGCAGGAAGUGCGGAUACUCCCUUGGCUCCAGAAGCUACCGGUUCUCAUGAUUUAGACAACCAACUCCUUAAAAUGGCCAAACUCUCCUAUGGCACUGGUGAAUCUGUCACACAUCCGUUACCAAAUGCAUUUUUCCGUGACAAGCAGAACUUACUAGUCUCUAGAGCUCUUGUAUACAUCACAUGUGAGUUUUUGAUUCUUAAUCUCCUGCCCGUUUACUUAGGGAACUGUACAUUAACUGGAAAUGUAGCUGCAAUGUAGACACUUGAUGGGAGAGAUUUUUUAUUCUUCGUUUUUUUGUGUAUAUUAUGGGUUGGAAAAGUGUCAUUUCAAAGAGACUCAAGUAUGUGUUGGAAAAUUUGUGGUGAGAUGACUUUGUUAUGUUGCAGUACAAAUCUUUCAGGGUCCCGGAAUGUUAGUUUCUCAUUAUGCUUC
Lycium barbarum (goji berry) is the source of this 1561-nucleotide messenger RNA. RefSeq lists its product as uncharacterized. The transcript is spliced from 8 exons. Bases 167 to 1387 code for a protein of 406 amino acids. The record is from RefSeq and is a predicted model, not a curated record. Lineage: Eukaryota; Viridiplantae; Streptophyta; Magnoliopsida; Solanales; Solanaceae.